Messenger RNA from Patiria miniata (bat star), 2262 nucleotides. RefSeq lists its product as uncharacterized. The coding region runs from base 189 to 1700 and encodes 503 amino acids. The transcript has 12 exons. NCBI's taxonomy places the organism in Eukaryota, Metazoa, Echinodermata, Asteroidea, Valvatida, Asterinidae. The record is from RefSeq and is a predicted model, not a curated record.
CUCUUCCAAGUAAAUAAACAGAUUAGACAGCUGCGCUGCUUGUGCACAGUCAUGACAGUGCAGUGUGAGUCGAGUAUGUAAAGUUUUGUUCUGACUUUAAUUUAACAGAGGAUUAUACAGCUUUCUAUGGAUUUCAGAUGUAAUUUAACUCGGAGUCGCUGACAAAUGAAGUACAGGGCAUCAAAAGUAUGGAAUCACAGAAGCUGAUCGCAUCCCAUUCCAAUGGUUACCAAAGUGAAGACGCGACAAGGCAGAGGGAGGAACAGCCAGGCUAUGGCAGUCUACGAUGCUACGGGGAAAGCGACAUGGACCGAAGCUCUGACGUCAUUUAUCUCACCAUCGGGGAAAAAAGUACCCCACGAUCUGAUGAGGAGGAGAGUCGCGGUUUGACAGAGUCCGUCAUUUCGGACCCCAUGAAGCGAGCUGAGCUAUCCGCUAAGCGAGUCGGCUUGUCCAAACCCCAUCAGUGGCUGCAAAUCUUGAUUGGUUGGCAGCCAGUGGUCCAGUUGAAGCCUUACCAAGACGGCAGUACCUUCCAACUGACACUGUUGUGGAAGCUAGUCAACGUCUUGUACCCAGCCCUUAUCGUGGCUGUACUGCUGACGGCAUUCUUCCUGCAAUACGCUUCUUGCUAUAUGAUCAAUACUGAAUUUCUUCAAAAGAAAAACUUUAGUGCCUUCAUGCACCUGUUCUGCAAUUCAUCAGAGAAGCACCAGCAGGUGCCGUCGCCUGCCCUUCCUCUUAGAUGUCAAAAGUCGGUGGCGGGCGUCUACAUCCUACCUGGGGUACUCAAUCUCAUCUUCUACCUCUACUCGCUCAUUCUGAACCGAUAUGUGGAGGGCGAGCAGCUUCCUUCAAUGAUAGAGAAGGUGUCCCUCCAGUGCUCAUCGAGGUAUUUCGCCGGAUACCGGUCACAUAGUCAGUUGGUGCAGUCGCUGGCGAGGUUCUACUAUCUUGGCAUACUGUGGAUGGUCGUAGCUUGUGGGUUACCAGUUUUAUUCACGUCAUCCGAGUACAUGAUGCUGGACGGCAUCAACUUCACCUUCCUUUGGACAUGCCAUAGAGCCAAUAUUGCAUUGACGGUUCUGAUGACGGCAGGCUUCGUCAUACUCUAUCUGUCCUACACAGCCAUGUUGACCAACUAUGCCACCCAGACCCAGCUCAUGAUCUACCUGCUGAUGGGCCUGUCGGAGCGGAUUGAGGACGCUAGCAUCCGCAUACCGGACAAAGCGAUAUCGAUGGUGAACGAGGCAGCCAAACUGCUUAAGGUUGUCAAUGGUCACACCGCUUCAUGCAUGUCACUUCUCAUUGUCAUCUUGGGCUUGGAUGCUGUCUUGUUUGUUGUUUCCGUAUCCAGUGGUACACUGACCAGGUUGGACCCUCUCCUCUCUGGUUCGUACAUAGCAGGUGCCAUCAUUGCUGUCGUCUUCAUUGCCAUCAGUCUCAUGCAGGCAAGUAGGGUUACGUCGGCUUGCAAUCGGCUCAAACGCCUGGGUCAUGAGGUUCGCGCCAGACCGUUUGGUUACCAUGAUGCGUCCCAGAAUGCUUUGGACUCCUUUAUGCUCUACCUAACGACACUGAACAUCAAGGCCAGACUGUGUCGCAUACCCAUCUCCAAGUCUCUGCUCUGGCCGAUCAGCUUUCUCUUGUUGCUCGCUGUUGUGCUGCUCCUUCAGUUGGAAGUCACCACCGCGUCUUAGAUGCUCCAGCAGGGACUCUUGGCUUGGACUAUUGUCACAAGUACAUCAGAACAUCUUGUGCCAAGGAAAAGGACGUCAGCAGCCAAGGCACGCAGAGACACUUUUUGGAGAUAAUCGAGUUUAGAGGUUUUGUGUUCCCAUUUCUAAAUUAACAAGCUCGAUCGGAUCUCGGAUGCUGCGGGCCAACAAAUUUGCGUUCACCUUAUUUUGACCUUUGACCCCAUAGCUGUAGGUCAGAUGAAGAGGUCACCAUGGGCGUUUUUAAAUUUUUGACCAAGGCCAACAUGUUGACAGCGCGACUUUUGUUAUUUGAGCUUGCUUGAAUUUGGACGUUAUUUUGACCUUGACCCAAUGAUGACCUAUGACCCCAGUUUGGUCAUGUGACAUGUUGGGGCUGGGCUACUGAUACUUGUGACAAAGUUUGGUUGAAAUCGGUCAAAAUAUGUAGGAGCAAUAGACAAUGUCAACAUUUGAUUACUAACUAAAUAACGAACUAAAUAACUAACGUACGGACUAACGGGCGAGACAUGAUGAUUUGUUGAGCUGCUGCCCACAGCUAAAA